Messenger RNA from Ahaetulla prasina, 7277 nucleotides. RefSeq names its product paired box 7 (gene PAX7). Gene Ontology annotation, biological process: anatomical structure development; regulation of transcription by RNA polymerase II. The transcript has 9 exons. The record is from RefSeq and is a predicted model, not a curated record. Bases 525 to 2036 code for a protein of 503 amino acids. Lineage: Eukaryota; Metazoa; Chordata; Lepidosauria; Squamata; Colubridae. Gene Ontology annotation, molecular function: DNA-binding transcription factor activity, RNA polymerase II-specific; RNA polymerase II cis-regulatory region sequence-specific DNA binding.
UGGGGGGGGGGGCCGGGCGGGUGGCAAGAAAGGAGAGGCAAGCUGCGGAGGCCCCUGCAGCCCGGCACAACUCCUUUACUCCCAGCCUUGGCCGAAAGUUCCCUGGUGGUGGUGUUGUUUUUUUUCUUCUUCUUCUUUUUUUCUUUUCUUUUUUUUUCCCAGCAGACGCCCCCCCCUUCCCCCCCCCACUCCCGCCUCCCGCCCCCGAAGUAGCACAAAAUCCAAGGGAGACGAGCCGGGGAGCCGUUUUCGGGAGGCAGAGAGAGACCGGCGGCGGCGGCGUGGUUGCUUUGCCCGGUGUGCCAGCUGCAGAAUUGGGGCGCUUUCCCAAACACCCCCUUAAGGAAAGCCUGCCCGCCCGUGCUGGCGCUGCUCCCCGGAGGACAGCAGCUCGGGGAGGGUCGCUCUGCCCCCUCCCACCCACCCACCCGCCUAGCCUCGCCUCGAGUUAGGGACCAAGGAGACUCCGGCGCUGCCUUCGCCGCCGCUUCUUCUCCACCGAGCCCGGCAACCUGGAUUGGAGCAUGGCCGCCCUGCCCGGGACUGUCCCCAGGAUGAUGCGCCCGGCGCCCGGGCAGAAUUAUCCCCGCACCGGAUUCCCGUUGGAAGUCUCGACCCCGCUGGGCCAAGGGCGAGUCAACCAGCUGGGAGGUGUCUUCAUCAAUGGGCGCCCGCUGCCCAACCACAUCCGCCAUAAGAUUGUCGAGAUGGCGCACCAUGGCAUCCGGCCCUGCGUCAUCUCUCGCCAGCUGCGGGUCUCCCACGGCUGCGUCUCCAAGAUCCUUUGCCGGUACCAAGAAACAGGAUCCAUCCGGCCGGGAGCCAUCGGUGGCAGCAAACCCAGGCAGGUUGCCACUCCAGACGUGGAGAAAAAAAUCGAAGAAUACAAGCGGGAGAAUCCUGGCAUGUUUAGCUGGGAGAUCCGAGACCGGCUACUCAAAGAUGGCCACUGUGACAGGACCACUGUCCCUUCAGGUUUAGUGAGUUCGAUUAGCCGUGUGCUCCGAAUCAAGUUCGGGAAGAAAGAGGAAGAGGAGGACCACGAGAAGAAGGAGGAAGACUGCGAGAAGAAGGCCAAGCAUAGUAUCGAUGGCAUUUUGGGUGACAAAGGCGGUAGAUUGGAUGAUGGUUCCGAUGUCGAAUCCGAACCGGAUCUUCCUUUGAAGCGCAAACAACGCCGCAGUCGGACCACUUUUACGGCCGAGCAGCUGGAAGAGUUGGAAAAAGCCUUCGAAAGGACCCACUACCCAGACAUCUAUACUCGAGAAGAGUUGGCCCAGCGGACAAAGCUGACGGAGGCCCGCGUCCAGGUGUGGUUCAGCAACCGAAGAGCUCGUUGGCGCAAGCAAGCCGGGGCCAACCAACUGGCCGCUUUCAACCACCUUCUGCCCGGUGGCUUCCCUCCAACCGGAAUGCCAACGUUGCCACCCUAUCAGCUGCCCGAUUCGACGUAUCCGACCACCACUCUCUCCCAAGACGGAGGCAGCACCGUGCACCGGCCCCAGCCUCUCCCGCCGUCCACCAUGCACCAGGGGGGCCUGUCGGCAGCCACACCUGACUCCAGCUCUGCCUACGGAGCCCGGCACGGUUUCUCCAGCUACUCGGACAGCUUCAUGAACCCCACCGCUCCAGCCAACCACAUGAAUCCCGUUAGUAACGGCCUGUCUCCACAAGUGAUGAGCAUUCUGAGCAACCCCAGCGGAGUGGCCCCCCAAUCCCAGGCCGACUUCUCCAUCUCCCCGCUGCACGGCAGCUUGGACAGCGCCAACGCCAUCUCGGCCAGCUGCAGCCAGCGCAGCGACUCCAUCAAGUCCGUGGACAGCCUCCCCACCUCCCAGGCCUACUGCCCCCCCACCUACACCACCACGGGCUACAGCGUGGAUCCCGUGGCCGGCUACCAAUACGGCCAGUACGGCCAGACUGCUGUCGACUACCUGACCAAGAAUGUCAGCUUGUCCACACAGCGCCGGAUGAAACUCGGGGAACAUUCAGCCGUGCUGGGGCUGCUACCUGUCGAAACAGGCCAAGCCUACUGAAGGCUCCAUUCCUGGGGGAGGGUCCUCCCCAUGGCCAGCCCUCUGCCAUCAAGAACCCCGCACUACGACCACCGAACUUUCUGGGACCAGCAGCCUCUGUCGUCCGUCACCGGCGUUUCUUUCGGAGACUCAAAGGACCAAAACUUCCCACCCUUGCCUCCACCACCACCUCCCCGCCCUGCCCCACCACCCUCUCCUUUUCUGUGUACCUACGAAGACUUACGACCGUGUUCCCAGCUCUAGAGACGGUGGGUUUGUAAAGGACUCCUCCCACCUGGGAGCUGGGUGGCCAACGUGGUGUCUUUACGAACGUUCCUCCCAGAUGUUUUCCAAUCGUGGCGACCGCUCGGUGGAGUCAAAGCGAGGAAGCUCUAUUCUUUGUUCAUUAUGUAGCUAGGUAGAUACCGAUAUAUUCUUUGGCCCACCUACCCUCCCCGUGACACAUACCCCCAUCAUUUUUAUUAUGGUACACGAUCAAUAAUACAUGGAGGAAACUGGCUGACCAAAGGACCACGAGGGGAUGCUUUGGACCAAAUACUAUACAAGCAUCAAGAAGCGAGACUGACAAAGCUAAGAAAAGCUGAUCCUGGUCAGAAAAGGAGAGAGAGAGAGAGAGAGAGAGAGAGUUGCUACUCUUGUAAAUAUGUUCACCUCCGCUUUGGGGUUAGGAAGGUUUGACGGGGAGGCAGAUCCGGUAGAUUCCAAGGAAGCUCUGGCUUCGGUCUCGGAGUCAUCUUCAAGGGUUCCUCAAAAGAGCGCGAAUCCAGUGGUGGGAUUCAAGUAAUUUAACAACCGGUUCUCUGCCCUAAUGAUUUCUUCCAACAACCCGUUCGCCAAACUGCUCAGAAAGUUAACAACCGGUUCGCCCGAAGUGGUGCGAGCCGGCUGAAUCCCACCACUGCGCCAAUCCAUGCUUGCACCUCGGAGGCCUCUGGCUUUGGGGAACGGCCAGUUCCCCACUGGGUCACUUCGGAGGCCCCCACCUGUCCACCAGGAGAAAAUUGGGGAGGGUGGGGGUGGUUAGAGAAGGCAGAAAGGUUGCAUUCACAUCCACCACCACCCCCCGCCCAUCCCCCGUGACGUGAGUUGCUAGCAGCCCAGCAGAAAGCGGCCGAUCAUUUAUGGCGGCGUCUGGGGUGUGCAAAACAUCUCCAAAAUGGCAUUUCCGCCCCCCACCCCAGCCGUUUGCCCACUCUUUGGAAAUCAAGUGGGGACCCAAAGGAUCGCCCGCUCUGCUCCAAGACCCCUAACCCAGAUUGCGAAGGACAGCUUGGAGGGACAAACAAACCCCCGGCUUCAGAUGCUCCCCUAGCAGGGAACCAUGGGUUCUUCGAAGGUGCAUCUGGGAUGACCCGCUGGGGGGUACCCCUCCUCGGCCCCUCGUCUUCUCCCACCCGUGUUCUAACCAGCAUGUUUGCCUCUCCUUCUUUCAAAACUGUCAUUACUGAUUGCACUCUUUAACCUCAGAGGUGAACAGAGAGUGAUAAAAAAAGAUUGAGUCAAACACACACACACACACACACACAAACACACACACACACACACACAUCUGGGAAAUCUCUUCUACUCAAGCCAGCCUCUCUCCUGCCCUUAGCUCCUCGUUGAGUGCCUGUGGAGAAAUUUAAGAGCUUGGGUGACCUUUCCCAGUCCGUAUGGCUCGAUCGAAACUGUUUGAUUCAAGAUUUUAGGGAUCUGGGAGGGAGAGAUCUCUGCAGAAGGGCAAGUCAGGCUGACUUGUCUAACCAUUUCAGCUACAGCAUCCUGGCCUCCUGGUCCAGCCACAUCACACACAUACCCCCCACAAUACCCAAAGCACCAACCACAGCUGGCCCUCGCGGCUGACCCGGAUUCAUUUUGCAUUCCCAAGUUUCCUAGAUCCUCCACAGAUCUAGAAAACAGAUCCUAAAUACAGGUACUCCUCGACUUAACGGCAGUUUGCUUCAUGACCGUCCAAAGUUACGGCAGCACCGGUGGGGGAAAAAAACGUGACUUAGCACCUUUCCCACCCACCCACCCGCCGCCCCGCACUUACGCCCAUUGCAACAUCCUCAACGUCAAGCGAUCUGCGUGUGGAGAUCUUGACGACUGUGAUUCACAUUUACGAUGGUCGCAGCAUCCUGGGGGAGGGGUGUGUGUCACACACGCGAUCCCCUUUCGCGACAAGCCAAGUCCACGGGGAUUCCCUGUACCGCCGUGUGACUCACUUAACGAACGCUUGACAAAAGGCGGCGAGAAAAGUCAUAAAAGGAGCCCAAAAGCUCACUUAGCAACAUAAAGCUCGGGCUCAAUUUGCUGUCGUAAGUUGAGGGGCUACCCAUAGAAUCCAUGCACCCGGAGUUAAGGGGUCGACAGUUGUGGGUGCUGGCCAGUGGUGAGUUUCAUUUUGCUACCGACACGUGCAGAACGUAUUUGAUGACAUCCGGGGCAGGUGGGCGGAGGCUCCUGCCUUUGCCGCUACCAGUUCGCACGAACAGGUAGCAGCCCACCACCGGUGCCGGCUGACCAGGAUAUGACAAUUUUCCUUUUUGGGAAAAGAAAAAAAAACUUGUGGCCCAAACGAGCCAACUUAACCAACACCAAGGGAACCAGGCUGCUCCCGUUGGCCAUUUCUCUAAAGCCGGGUUUUUCCAAACUUGGCAACUUUAAGACUUGCAGACCGCAACUCCCAGAAUUCCUCUGGGAGUUGAAGUCCGCAAGUCUUAAAGUCGCCAAGCUUGGACACCCUUGCUUUAAAGUGUGCAAGACUUUAAACCACCAAAUUUGCAGCUAUUUAAAAAAAAAAAAAUCAGAACAAGACAGCGGCCAAUUGACCGAAAUUUUCCCCUUUGAUCUCAUCUCCUGGAAGGGAACACGCUUGUCCUGGUUUUUAUUUUAAUAUUAACACACAGAGUCACACAGACACAACACACAGUGUAUGGUGCUGGUUUUUAUUUUUUUACACGCGCAAGAGGAGUACGAAGCCUAUAGAAGUAGGCACAGAGGCAGAGAAACAUACUAUUUACCUUACUGAUCGCUUUUAAAAAAACCGCAGCGCUGCUUCUCCAGAUGUUUAUUAAAGGCGGGAGGGUGGGGAGAGACUGUUAGCCGCUUUUGCUUUUUUUUAAAAAAAAAGAUGCGUUUUUAAAAAAAAUUAUCAGUGGGAAAGGAAGAAGGAAGAGAAGGAUGGAGGGGGGACAUGGCUUUGAGCAGGAUUUUUCUAGCAACACCUCAGACCAGAUUUGGGCACUGGGAACUGCGGGGCUGCCUCUAUACAGUGGCUUUAAUUCCUCCUUGUCGGUUUCUCCCCGUUACGGGUUAUAAAAGAGCCCAGGGGUUUUGAUGAAAAAAAAGGACGACAGAGUUUGAUCUGGUGGCUCGGUGGAUAAGACGCCGAGCUUGUCGACCAGAAAGGUCGGACAGUUCGGCGGUUCGAAUCCCCUAGCACGGGUCUCCUGCGUGAGCCUGGAGUUGGACUAGAUGACCUCCAAGGUCCCUUCCAACUCUUGUUACUGUUAGGGCGAAGUAGAAAACCCAAGGAAGCAUCUGCAGUUGAGGCAUAGGCAUCGAAAGUCCUGCCAUCCGUUGGAUUCCUUCAUUUUUCUUGCUUCCUUUGUUUGUUUGUUUGUUUGUUUGUUCGUUUAUCUUCUGGGACUUUGGAAGAAGUGGGAAAUAACCAGGGGUGAAUGCUACCAGUUUGGUGCGUGCGUGCGCAUUCGCAGUGUGUGCCCAUACGCGCGUUUCGAUGCAUGCGCACCGCAGUUCUGAAAAAGGGAGGCUUAAGAAGGUAAGUAGAACAGCGAGGGUAGGGGAACGGCUGUGCCGCGCGAAUUAGAUUUGCUAGAAAGCAGAAUUUCCUGCUUUCUAGCAUAUAUAAAUUGUGUGGCACAGCUGAUUGUCGGAAAUACCGGUUCAUCUCAACCGGUAGCAUUUUUUUUUACUACCAGUUCAGUCUGAACCGGUAGCAUUUUUUUAACUACCGGUUCUCCUGAACCGGUCCGAACCGGUAGCAUUUUUUUUUUGCUACCGGUUCUCCCGAACCGGUCUGAACCGGUAGCAUUUCACCCCUAGAAACAACCCACCACUUUUCAUUUUUAGGAGAAGACCCUCUUCUCUGGCUGAGCCCCAACUUUUUUCCUGCCUCCUAAAGACUCAGGUGGCUUCCCUUAAUUUUGACUCGGAUCUAACAAUAACUCUGUGGUCGUUACUGUGGUCGUUGCCCGCCAGUUUCCCUCUUCCCGGCUCGGGCAAGAGACCCCACAGAUGGUGAAGGACACACAAUCCUGUUGGAAUACCGCCCCUUGGCUCCUGUGCUUUAUUCAAGGAACAAAAAAAUCAAAAUUAUCCAGCAAACAACAUUCCUCCCAGAAUCCCUUCUCUCCAGUUCUUAACAAACUGAUGAUGGCCACACAAAUCCAAGUUCGAUGAUCAUUCCAGGAACUCAGGUUAUAUCUCCCCUCCCCCCAAAACACACACAAAAAAAACCCCUGGUCCCGAAAUACAGGUACACCUCAAACUCCCCCCCCCACUACCCGUCCCACUUCUUUUCAAGGAGGAGAAACAGCCUGACUAUUUCCAGAUCAGAAAGGUCAGCGGUUCGAAUCCCUAGUGCAGCUCUCCCGCGUGAGCAGGGGGGUUGGGCUAGAUGACCCCCACGGUCCCUUCCAACGUUGUUACCCUUAAAAAGCUGCCCUCCCCCGUAAAAGCUUUGAAAGGAGAAAACCGCCAUCACCCGCUCCCCUCCUCUUCCCCCCCUCCCCAAAUAUCAUUCCAAGAACUGUGUGUAUUUUUUUUUUAAUUUUUCUUUUCUAUACUCCCCACGGACACACACAACACCCCCACAAAUCCAUGGGGAGCUCGGGGGAGACGGAGACGUAUUGCUGAAAACAUUUUGUGUAUUUAAUGUUUCUAAUUUUCCAGCCCUAACAAACGUCAUAUACCCGAACUAUUUACCCGUAGCACAGGCCUUUAUUAGUAGUCAGUUGCUGAUUUGUUGCUUCUGUGUUCAAGUCAUAGCUAAUUUUGCUCCAUUGUGUAUGGUUGUGGCCGGGCAGGUGUGCGAAAGAGGACCAGGUUUGCUUGCGUGCAAGUGUGUAUGAGUAAGCAUGAGGUAUAAUCGCCCCAUAAUUUAUUCAGCUAUAUGGAAUAGUAGAAUAGAAAAAAAAAAAAACGAAACUGGUAUUGCUUUAACCUUCCGCUGCCUGUGGUGUCCUUCUAUGUAACUCAGGCAUAACUGUUAUACAUUAAAAAAAAGGAAAGAAAAAG